Messenger RNA from Clupea harengus (Atlantic herring), 5274 nucleotides. RefSeq names its product bromodomain adjacent to zinc finger domain, 1A (gene baz1a). Gene Ontology annotation, biological process: positive regulation of DNA replication; regulation of heterochromatin formation; chromatin remodeling. Lineage: Eukaryota; Metazoa; Chordata; Actinopteri; Clupeiformes; Clupeidae. The record is from RefSeq and is a predicted model, not a curated record. Gene Ontology annotation, cellular component: nuclear chromosome; CHRAC. The annotation marks the transcript as partial. Gene Ontology annotation, molecular function: protein binding; DNA binding. The transcript has 27 exons.
AGUCAAUUCUUUGAGAGGACCAUCCUGUGUAACAGCUUAGUGUGGAGCUGUGCAGUCACAGGCAAGCCUGGCCUGACCUACCAGGAGGCCCAGGAGAGUGAGCGGAGGGCCAAGCAGAGUCUGCAGAGCUUCCCCACCAGCCUGGUGGUGCCCCUGCUGCACCUCGCCGCACUCACCCACCGCACGCGCCUGCACGAGCUCUGCGAUGAUGUCUACACCUACGUCAAGGAGCGCUUCUUCCCAGGAGAGCUGGUGGACGUGGUGGCCCGCUCAGGAGCCAGGCAGCCCUGCCAGGUGCUGGAGGUCAUAUCCCCCCACUCUAACGGUGCUCUGAAUGGCCACGCUCCGCACCAUAUAGAGGGCGACUCCAUCAUCAUCAGCGACAGUGAUGAGGAGACCACACCCGUCUCUCCCAAGUCUCCUAAAACAACACCUAAUGGAAAGAAGAAGUCAUCGCUGAACCCAUCUGUGUUCAAAUACAAAAUUUGCCCCGUCAAGGCAGAGAAUGGCGAGACCCAGCUUGUCAAAGCCACACAGCUGUGCCGUAAGAAGAACGUCUUCACCAGAGACCGGCUGAAGCUCCUGCUCAAGCAGCACUGUGAACCCCAGAAUGGAGUCAUAAGACUGAAGGCAUCUACUGUGGCACACUAUAAGCUAUCAGAACAGAAUUUCUCUCAGGUCUUCCCCGACGAGCCUCCAGUGUUCGCCUUCAGUCCACCUGGAAAGGGCCGGGGACGCCGUCCAAACGAUGCUUCACCCGGGCAGGUGAACUUUGCCUCGGAGAGUGAGGACAUGAUGCGAGCGGCCGAGGAGAAGCUCCAGAUCAUGCAGCAGAGAGAGGAAAUGGCUGCCACGGCCCAAGAGAAGGCCAGACUGAAGAAAGAGCGAGAGGACCUGUGGGAAGCCAAAAGGAAAGAAAAGGAAGACCGCGAGAGGAAGAGGGAGGAGAUCAAGAGGAUUAUUGAGGAAGAACGUCAGAAGAGGAAGGAGGAAAAAGAGCGAAUGAAGAUCGAGAAAGAGAAGGAGCGAGAGAAACUGAAGGAGGAGAAGAAGAAAUAUGCAGAGCGUCUGAAGCUGUGGAACAAACCGCGAGAGGAUAUGGAGUGUGAGGACCUCAAGGAGCUGCCCUCCCCGGUCCCAGUGAAGACGCGUUUGCCCCCCGAGCUGUUCGGAGACGCCCUGAUGGUGCUGGAGUUCCUGCAGGCCUUCGGGGAGCUUUUUGACCUCAAGGACGAGUUCCCCGAGGGCGUCUCGCUGGAGGUCCUGGAGGAGGCGCUGGUGGGCUGCGAUCCAGAGGGCCCGCUGUGUGAGCUGCUCUUCUUCUUCCUGUCAGCCAUCUUCCAGGCGCUGGCAGAGGAGCAGGAGGAGGUGGCACGGGACCAAGUCGCCGAGGCCGACACCAAAGACUUGAGCGAGGCCUUGGAUGAUGACGCAGACCCCACCCAAUCGGCCAUCACCGCGGUGGCUGCCCUGGCUGCUGCCUGGCCUCAGCUUCACCAGGGCUGCAGUCUGAAGCAGCUGGAUCUGGACAGCUGCACCCUCACGGAGAUCCUCCGCCUCCACAUCCUGGCCUCGGGGGCCGACUGCAGCUCCACCAACGCCAAGUUCCGCUACCAGAAGCAGGGCGGCUUCGCCUCCACCGACGACCCCUGCGUGGAGCUGCGCCUCUCCAACCCCGGCCUGGUUAAGAGGCUGGCCUGCACCGCUGUCUACGACCUGCUGCCCGGAGAGAAGUUAAAGAUCCUUCACGCUCUGUGUGGAAAGCUGCUGACACUGGUGUCCACACGGGACUUCAUCGAGGACAGCGCAGACGAGCAGCGGCAGGCCAAACAGGAGCUGCGUGAGCUCAAGGCUGAGCAGCACCGCAGAGAGAGGGAGGAGGCCGCUGAGAGAGUUCGCAAGCGUAAGGAGGAGAAACUGAAGGAGCAGGAACAGAAACUGAGGGAGAAGCUGAAGGAGGAAGCCAAGAACGGAACACAGCCUGCUGGAGAGGAGCUGGACACGAGCACAGAGAGUCAGGAAGCGCAGGGGAACACGGAGGAUGAGGAAGAGCCGACCCCCAACAGCAAGGCUAAGAAAGGCAAAGGCUCCAGCCCUAAGGAGAGCGUAAAGGAGAAAGGAGCGGAGGUGCGGGAGAAGGAGUCGCUGACGCCGGAGGAGCUGCAGCAGCAACAGCAGCGGGCGCUCGAGCUCCUGGAGCGCAUCCAGAAGGCGGCCGCCUGCACCUACAUCCUGCCGCUGGGCCGCGACCGCUUCUACCGUCGCUACUGGCUCUUCCCCGCCACCGGCGCGCUCUUCGUGGAGGACGACUUCUACGGCGUCACCGAGGACAUGCUGCUGCCACAGAAGCCAACGCCCGACAGGGAGCCCGAGACCCAGGAGGGCCCCCAACAACAACAACAGCAGCAGCAGCAGCAGCAGCAGCAGGAGCCCCUGGUGGAAAAGAUGGAGACGGAGGAGGAAGCUGUGGCUCACUGCUGCGGCCCCCCUGUGAACCGGCCCAACCAGUGGUCCUUCUACAGCUCGGUGCAGCAGGUGGAGGAGCUGAUGGAGGCGCUGAACCCGCGCGGCCGCAGGGAGAGCAGCCUCAAGGAGGCGCUGCAGCAGGAGAAGGAGCGCAUCACGCAGCUGCUGGACACUGCCACGGCCCCACGCUUCAACCACACGGAUAAGCCUGACAGUAAAGCCGUCUCAAUGAAGGUCAAGAGUAACCCCACGCCCUCAGAGAACCCCGCCCCUGCUGAGCGCCACAUGGUCAACCGACUCCGAGACCUGCUGCUGGACAUCGAGGACCGCAUCUACCAGGGUACACUGGGAGCCCUCAAGGUGACGGAGAGGAGCGCCUGGAGGGCGGCCCUGGAGAGCGGCAGCUACGAGCUGCUGGCCUCCGAGCCCCGAGAGAACGGCUCAGACAAGAGUGAGAAUGGAGAUGAGGAGGCCAUGGAGCUCGAUGACCCACAUGUCAGAGUGAGCGCCAAAGACCGGCUACACGAGCUGAAGGCGGAGACCCUUAGCACCGCCUCCACCAGCACCAGCACCCCCCAGCCCGUCAACAACACUGUGCACCGCCUGGCCCAGGCCUUGGCCCUGAUUGAGCAGGGCAUCGAGCGCAAGUUCCUCAAGGCCCCACUAGGUGGUGAUGACUCCAAAAAGGACCAAAAGGACAAAAAGAAAAAGGACAAGAAGAAAGACGAGGAUCAGUCAAGUGAGAAGGAUGAUGGCAGUGACUGUGGCCGUCAGGUGAAGACCAUCCAGGAGCGAUGGAGGGAUUCGCUGCUGGCCUGCUCCAGUCUCUCGCAGGUGUUCCUGCACCUGUCCACCCUGGAGCGCAGCGUGGUCUGGGCCAAGUCGCUCCUGAACGCCCGCUGCAAGGUGUGCCGGCGCAAAGGCGACGCCGAGAACAUGCUGCUGUGCGACGGCUGUGACCGCGGCCACCACAUCCACUGCGUCCGUCCCAAGCUCAAGGCCGUCCCCUCAGAGGACUGGUUCUGUCCCGAGUGCCGUCCCAAGCAGCGCUCCCAACGCAUCAACUCCCGCCAACGCUCCUCCAUCGACUCAGAGGAGGAGGUAGAGGAGGAAGAGUCAGAAGCAGAGGAGGAGGAAGAGUCUGAAGAAGAGGAAGAAGAGUCUGAAGAGGAGGAAUCCGAGGAGGAAGAGGAGAUUGUUCCCAAGAAAGGCGCUGUCAAACUUCCUGUCCCCACAAAAGGCAGUAGAUCAUCUAGCAGAUCUACGGUCAAACAAAACGACUCCGUGCAUUCCACCCCCCGUAGCCAGCAAAGCACCCCGAAACAGAGUGCCUCAGCUGGGAAGGGGGGCUCCAAGGGGUCGGGGAAGAAAGCCACCCCGGUGUCCAACGGCAGGCCCCCUCCUCGGGCAGGCGUUCGCUCCAGCUCGCGCCUGAGCCAUGAGAUCCUGGCCACUAACGGCCCCACCAGCAAGACCAAUAGCCCAGCCGCUGCCCAGGCCGAGUCCAAGAAAAGACCUGCGACAGAGGUGUCCCCUAAAGCGAAGGUGGUCUUGACUCCAUCGUCGACACCCUCCUCCUCGUCCUCCUCCUCCAGUCGCCGCAGCUCCGGCAGGAACCUGGGGGUCCAUGAGCUGUCUGCCUGUGAGCAGCUGACAGUGGAGCUGGUCAGGCAUGAGGCCAGCUGGCCCUUUAAGAAGCUGGUGUCCAGGACACAGGUGCCAGACUACUAUGACAUAAUCAAAAAGCCAAUUGCUUUGAGCAUAAUCAGGGAGAAAGUCAACAACUGUGAAUAUAAAACUGCUUCGGAGUACAUCGAGGAUGUGGAGCUGAUGUUCUCCAACUGCUUGGCGUACAACCCCCGCACCACCAACGAGGCUACAGCCGGCAUGAGGCUCCAGGCUUACUUCCACGCCGAACUCAAAAAGCUGGGCCUAACCGACCGGAUGCCACCUCCGCCCAAACGGCCUAGAGUGUUUUGGAAAGCAAAAUAAACCUCACACCUAGGCGUCCUGAUCAGGUUCUUUUUUUUUUUUUCUUUACUUUACUUUUUCAACCACUGAGAUGCACUCCCUUUUGGGUCUCACUAAACAGACUGCUGAGCAUUCACACCAGAUGGUGGUGGUGUAACAAUUUCCAAAACAGAAGUAAUGUAAAUAUCAUUCCGUUUCUAAGACGAUGGAGGAAAAGGGGGAGGAGGAGACGGGGAGAUGAACCCUGUGCUGUGAAAAAAAAUAUUUGCACUGUGUUGAAGUCCUCUCCAUUCACACACUCAGGACAAAAGGCACUGUGAUUUUCAGAAUAUUUUUUUUUUAACAGUGCAUGUAUAUUUUUUACCUAGGCUGCAUUUCUAGACUACUGUUUUUCUAUGUAUAUAUAUACUUUUACUUUGGUCAACAUUAACUUUAAUAAAUUAAGUAUUGCAGCUGGAAGCAACAGACAUUGUUUUGUUUCAUAGUAAUAAGUUGUAAAACGUUAUUGAAUCAACCGUUAUUGGUCCCUAUUACCCUGCUGAACACUACAUAGGAACCAAAAUUUGCUCUUCCAAAAUUCUUUCUUGUAUUUCUGCUUUUGUAUCAAUUGGUUAUUUAUUUAGGAUAUAAUUUUGAAUUUGAAUACUUGCUUUAUUUAUAAGAAUGUUUUUUUUUUAUAGGAUGUGUUCGAAAACCUUUUGUAAAGUAUAACCAGAGGUGGUUUUCAGUUGAAACAACAAAGUUGCAAAGGGUUAUAAAGUACCUUGUUUUCUUGUCAUGUUACUGCUUAUCGUGUACAUUUUUUUUCUGUAUGUAAAAUAAAUGCAUUUUGUUAAA